Molecule: messenger RNA, 3641 nt
Organism: Ricinus communis (castor bean)
Lineage: Eukaryota; Viridiplantae; Streptophyta; Magnoliopsida; Malpighiales; Euphorbiaceae
Product: lysine histidine transporter 1
Exons: 8
Coding region: 1879-3207 (442 amino acids)
Cellular component (GO): plasma membrane
Source: RefSeq, a predicted model, not a curated record
UGCAGCUGAUAAAGAAAAAAGAGUUGGGUUUCAAAUUGUAAAGCAAAGCAUGAAUAUCUAGCUGUACUGGUGCCUAAUAGUAUUGCAAGUAUAGUAUAAGCAUACAGAAUUCUGGUAUUGCAAGUAUAGUAUAAGCAUACAGAAUUCUGGCUGUAUCAAGAGUGGCAUGCUUCUGCUUAAACAUAUUCUAUAUUUGUACAAAUCCCUGAAAGCCUAGUAGUACUUAGGUUGUUUCCUCAAAACAGCUCCCUUUAUAGCAUUUUUCCUGAGAGAAUUAGUGAGGACACGAAUCCUGCUGCAUUACAUUGGAAUUACAGGUCAUUCUUUGAUCACUACGCUGCGUAAAUUAUCAUAUUUCCGUUAAACAGACGCCAAGUAAAGUAAAGAUACCGCAAACUGUUUAUUUCAAUAGAGAGUUGCCUAACUAAUGCUUUUGUGAAUUAGUUUAACCCCAAUACUUGAUUGUAGGCUUACAUAAUUUCGGUAUCGCAAAAUGAGAGAUUCUUCUUGUAGGUAUAUUUAAAAAUUUAUUAGAUUCCAUAUGAUGCAUGCAGUACGAAUCUUUCAAACCUGCAAAAAUUUCACUGAAUAAUCAAGUGAGAUGUGAGAUUAGAUUCAGUGCCUGACAGUUGGGCUAGAAAAGGCAAAACUGUUUAUUCUAAUCAUUGUCACCUAAUUGUCAUUAGCAUGUCAAAAUCAGGACGACACGAAAUCAAAUGGUAUGCCAGAGGUUUUUAAUAAGAGAGGAGAAGAAAAAGGACAAGGCACAGAAUCUUGUCAUCCGGUCAUUCUAUGACAAGAGAUUCUUACCUAGUUUGUAACAGGAUCAGCUUUUGAUCUCCAUUAUAGGAGGCUUGUAAUACCUGCCCCACAUCUUUUUACUUGCUAAAGAUUAUGGACUGUAUAUAAACCCAAGUUAAGGUUACAUAAAAACAAAUAUCUCAUUCCAUCUUUUCCUUAAUUAAGCUUUCAUUAUAACCUGACUUCUGGAGACAACUCCAGUACCAUUUGGCCAUACUUGAAACAUCUUGUUUGAUCAGCUAGUCAAUAGACUAGCUCAUAUACUUAUGCCCUAGCAGGUUGCGACUUUUCUAAAUAUAAAAACCAAUUAAGGAGAAGUUAAUAUUUCAGUUCUGAAUUGUCAUAUAUGGUUUCUAAUUUUCUCGUUCUUGGUAUUUGGCCCAAUGUUUCUGGCAGAGGACAGGCAAAAAAAAGAAAAACUAGCAAAUUCAGAAUCAUAUCUCCCAGAAAAGGUAAAGAAAUCUCCUUCCUGUGGUUGGUAGAAAUGAAUACUUACUAUGAUACAUGUAUUCCUGUACUGAAGAGAAAUUCUUUUCCUUCUUUAGUACUGUCAGAUGGUAUCGCGGUUAGCUUUUGUGGUAUCUUCUCCAAAAGCUUCAUGCACCAUAUCAAUUAGUAAAUGUGUAAGCCAAUAAAAGAAUAUUAGUAUAAGCAAACAAUAUUUGCAAGCUGAAGAAUGUAUGUUAAUUGUAAAUGAGCUGGUGUAUUCUUCUGAAAGAUCAAGAGUUGAACAUUUCCUCAGCAAAUUAAAUUAAUAAGUAGCAGAAACGGUAAGUAGAAAAGAUUAUAGGUGGCAUUUAGGCCUUUUAUGCUAAAUGGCAAUUAAAAAAAGAUUUCUUAAUUAAGUAGCCGUUCAUGUAUUCUGCCCUUGCAUAUUAUUCAAUCAAUAUGAAAACGGAUCCAUCAUAAUUAAUUCUAUUCUAUGUAUUUUCUUAUUUGUCAUAUAGCUAGUAGGCGGAUAUCUCUUUAUGGUCAUUGUCAAUUACGAUAUUUCUUUGGUUCAUUCCUUUUAUAUACUUAUUCAAAAGUGUUCCAUUUCUCAUUUCUUCCAAGAAAUUUUCAAAGUGCACCAGACUAAUGGGUACUCAAGUUGAAAAUCCUGACGUCUCCAGAAUAGAUGAAAAGCAGAAGGCUAUUGAUGAUUGGCUACCAAUCACAUCUUCAAGAAAUGCGAAAUGGUGGUACGCUGCUUUCCACAAUGUUACCGCCAUGGUUGGAGCUGGCGUUCUCAGCCUUCCAUAUGCAAUGUCAAAUCUUGGAUGGGGUCCUGGCAUCGUAAUCCUGAUCCUGUCAUGGGUCAUAACUUUAUACACUCUAUGGCAAAUGGUUGAGAUGCAUGAGAUGGUUCCUGGGAAACGUUUUGAUCGAUAUCAUGAGCUUGGUCAGCAUGCCUUUGGUGAAAAACUUGGUCUUUACAUAGUAGUACCUCAACAACUUAUUUGUGAAGUAGGCGUAGAUAUAGUCUACAUGGUUACUGGAGGAAAAUCUCUGCAGAAGGUCCAUGAUAUAGUUUGCAAAAACUGCAAACAUAUAAAAACAACAUACUUUAUCAUGAUUUUCGCCUCUGUUCAUUUUGUACUUGCUCACCUCCCUAAUUUCAACUCCAUCUCCGGUGUAUCUUUGGCUGCAGCAGUAAUGUCUUUGAGUUACUCUACCAUAGCAUGGGGAGCUUCUAUUCAUAAGGGUCGUCAGCCAGAUAUAGAUUAUGACUAUAGAGCUUCAACAACUUCAGGAACAGUUUUCGACUUCUUUACUGCCUUAGGUGAUGUAGCUUUUGCCUAUGCUGGACACAAUGUUGUGUUGGAAAUUCAAGCAACAAUCCCUUCUACACUGGAGAAACCAUCCAAGGGACCAAUGUGGAAAGGUGUAAUUAUUGCAUAUACAGUUGUAGCAUUGUGCUACUUUCCAGUGGCUCUUGUUGGAUACUACAUGUUUGGCAACAAAGUUGAAGACAACAUUCUUAUUUCAUUGGACAAACCAGCAUGGCUUAUUGUCGUGGCUAACAUGUUCGUAGUCGUCCAUGUUAUCGGAAGCUAUCAGUUAUAUGCAAUGCCUGUUUUCGACAUGUUAGAAACUCUGCUAGUAAAGAAGUUGAAUUUCAAGCCUACUGCAACCCUUCGAUUUGUCACGCGCAAUAUAUAUGUUGCAUUCACAAUGUUUGUUGCCAUAUGCUUUCCUUUCUUUGGCGGCCUUCUUGGAUUCUUUGGAGGAUUUGCUUUCGCCCCAACAACCUACUUUCUGCCUUGCAUCAUGUGGCUUGCCAUCUAUAAACCGAAGAAGUUCAGUUUGUCAUGGUUAACCAACUGGAUUUGCAUUAUACUUGGCCUUUUGUUAAUGAUUUUAUCGCCUAUUGGAGGGUUAAGGAGCAUCAUACUCAAAGCCAAGGACUACAAAUUCUUUUCCUGAUCAAUUCCUUUGCCCCAAGACCGAGUGAUUUCUGUGAAUGCAACAGUAUGGAAUUAUGCCAUACACGCACCAAAAAAAUAAGAAUCCCAGCAGUUAUGCCAAUGAUGGGUUUUACGCAGAAAUUAUAGGUGAUCGUAUAUUAGUAGGUUUAUGUCCUUUUCUAGUAUCCAGCAGUUUAAUGGCAACACAGCUGCACUACCCUCUACAGUUCGGUUUGUUGUAUUCUUUGUCUGUGUCGAGUAGAUAUUGGUAGUCUUGCUAUAUGAUUUCAUCUUUAAAAUAGUGGAAUUAAAUCUUGAUCUCCUACCGAGAUCACCAACUUUAUCCAUUUCAUCAUAGAACAAUACAAGACAUUUCUGCUCUGUUCAAGUUACCAACUUUAUUCUGCAGGGCUGAAAGAAAUCAAGAUAGAGUAUUGGUGCUUUGUGGUUUUA